AUGAUCAUCAUCAAUUUCCUUCGAGGGUCUGGCUUAACCACACACCUACAAAUGAGUACGAAUCCUUUUUUCUUGCUGGGGCCGGCGGCCCCUCGCUUAACCGGUACCUACAGUAAAGUUCUUCACAGCGCCGAUCACUUAUGCUGGUUGGAGGCUGCUACAUAUGCGCUGGAACUUGCGUCAUGUAGCAAUGAUGUUAUGUAUUGUGUACUCUGUAUGGGAGGAACUGCUCUUCCCUCCCUCCGACCCGUCCUGUGCUUAGGGGCUGGCUGGCUGGCUGGCUGGCUGGCUGGCUGGAGUUGGCAGCUCGACGACUACUCUCAUCGAUUCCACCCAAAUACCCUGUCAAACCUACCGGUACCUUCCUACCUCUCCAUUGUUACUAUAAAUCACCGCGCCAAGAUCGAAACUAUCACCAACGCUAAGUCCUUCAUCUCCUCACUGAUUGACGGCUGGUAGGGCUGGAAGGGAGGCAGAUCCCGGUCGUUGAGACAUAGGAGGAGGGUUGUAGGCACUAACAAGCUGGGGGAUUGUUUCUUGAGCUGACUUCCGGAGUAGGUAGUUAGGGAUGCCGGCUAAACGGGCAAAAAAAACAAAAGAAAAAAAAAAGGAAAAGGGAUCCGUCGCGUUGUGCUGCACAACCCAAAAAAGGUCCCAAAAAGGUAAUCGGCCCGAGCCGCGGAUCGAACGCGGGACCUCUCGCAGAUAUGC
This is a messenger RNA of Aspergillus saccharolyticus JOP 1030-1, 711 nucleotides long. RefSeq lists its product as uncharacterized. Lineage: Eukaryota; Fungi; Ascomycota; Eurotiomycetes; Eurotiales; Aspergillaceae. Bases 1 to 459 code for a protein of 152 amino acids. The transcript is spliced from 5 exons. The record is from RefSeq and is a predicted model, not a curated record.